GCUCUUCGCUUGGCUUAACGCCCUUCCCCGAAUGCCGCGACGAGCAGCAACAGAGAAGAAUUAUCUCGCACAGAUGCGGGAGCUGAAGGCUUAAAAACAACGAAGAACAUUUUUUACGUUAUCUCAGCCAUCGUAUCAAAACCGAACAGCAGCAGCAAUAACGGCACAACGCGGCGCUUUCCCCACCGGUUGUCGCGGGCGCGCUCGCUGAUGCGCCUGGUGCUCAUCUUUCUCGUCACAUUCGUCGUUGUCUUCUUUAUUGCGGUGCACUUUUUGAAGACGAAGAAGGUCAGUAAUACAGUGCUGCUCCCGUCGCGCAAAAUGGAAGGCGUCGAGGAUGUGAACUCGGAGAACUACGACGAUGUGGUGGGGCACGACCGCUACGUGCUGAUCGAGUUCUACGCGGACUGGUGUGGCCACUGCAGGGUCUUCUCCCCGACGUACGCCAAAUUCGCCAAGUACGUGCAGCAUCGCCCCGACUUAGUCUCCCGCCUCAUCGUGGCGAAGGUGAACUCUCCCGAGAACGUGCGCAUAGAGCAGCGCUACAAGAUUGAGGGCUACCCGACGGUGCUGCUGGUGCCGCCGCACUCGCACACCUGGGUGGAGUUUCAGCACUCGCGCGACGUCAACGGGCUUACGCAGUUUGUAGAGGAGCAACUCGCGUAA
Molecule: messenger RNA, 666 nt
Organism: Leptomonas pyrrhocoris
Lineage: Eukaryota; Euglenozoa; Kinetoplastea; Trypanosomatida; Trypanosomatidae
Exons: 1
Coding region: 211-666 (151 amino acids)
Biological process (GO): protein folding
Cellular component (GO): endoplasmic reticulum
Molecular function (GO): protein disulfide isomerase activity
Source: RefSeq, a predicted model, not a curated record